Messenger RNA from Mobula hypostoma (lesser devil ray), 2948 nucleotides. RefSeq names its product long-chain fatty acid transport protein 2-like. The transcript is spliced from 10 exons. The record is from RefSeq and is a predicted model, not a curated record. NCBI's taxonomy places the organism in Eukaryota, Metazoa, Chordata, Chondrichthyes, Myliobatiformes, Myliobatidae. Gene Ontology annotation, cellular component: endoplasmic reticulum. Gene Ontology annotation, molecular function: long-chain fatty acid-CoA ligase activity; long-chain fatty acid transmembrane transporter activity. Bases 844 to 2697 code for a protein of 617 amino acids.
CUGCCUCGCCCCAACAGUAUCCAAAGUGGUCUACUCACUGAGUGGAACAUAGAAAUCUGCAGCACAUUACAGGCCCUUCGGCCCACAACGUUGUGCCGACCAUGUAACCUACUCUAGAAACUGCCUAGAAUUUCCCUACCGCAUAGCCCUCUAUUUUUCUAAGCACCAUGUACCUAGCGAAGGGUCUCCUAAAAGACCCUAAAAAACGAUCACAGCCCUUCUCUGUACUGGCUGCUUAUUUCUCUUCCUUGUUCUAACAGUCACCCAGGUGCCCGCUUCUUGCAACCCAGGGGUGACUACCUCCCUGUAGCUCCUAUCUAUCAUCUCCCCAUUUCCCGUAUGAAGGCCAUCGAGCUGAAGUUCUUUAAGGCGCUGCUGUCCAGCGCUCUUCGUGCAGAAAUAGGUGACGGGGAGACUAGGGGUCUCCCAAAGUUCCCACAUCCCGCACAAAGAACAUAGCAUUUAUUCUGGACCCAUGGGCAGCGCAUUAACUACGUACUAACAGAGAGGGGAAAAAAACUUACUGGAACCUUAAGAGCUGGCGCCGAGGGUCCUGCACUUCCCCUUACAUCCCUCUUCCCGAAGAGGAACACCUUACAUUUGUUGAGAUAAAUCUCUACCAGAAAUUUCCAACUGCUCUAUAUCCUACUGAAUCCUUUGACAACUUUCAUCGCGGUCCACAUCUCCACCAAAUUUUGUGUUCACUGCAGAUUUACUCAUCAGCCCUCCGUCCUCUCCCUUCCGUCCCCCAAGUCACUCCCUCUGCCUUCCUCCUCCCCCACCUCCAUCCCUCUCGGUUACACAUCUCCCUCCUCUCCGAACCCAGUGCGCUCGAAGAGGGGAAUGUCGGUGCUGUGGUCGCUAAUUGUGGUCGUGUUGGCGGCAGCGGUGCUGCUGCGAACGCUGUGGCCAUGGGCAUGGGUCGAGGCGCCGCUGGUGUGGCGGGGCCUGACCACGGUCGUGCGGUUGCAUCGGUGGGCCCGGCGACGGCCGCCCACCACCCUGCUUGACCUGCUGGUGCAGCGGGCACGGCGGAGCCCGCAUAAGCCGUUUGUGGUGUUCGAGGGCCGGCCACUAAGCUACGGGCAGCUAGAGGCCGAGAGCAACCGCGUGGGGCAGGUGUUGCGGGAUACCCUCCGCCCCGGGGACUGUGCCGCGCUGCUACUGCCUAAUGGGCCGCUCUUCCUCGCCGCCUGGUUCGGCCUGACGAAACUCGGCUGUGCCGCCGCUUUCCUCAAUACCAACGUCCGCGGACAGGCUCUGAUUCACUGCUUCAAGAGCAGCGGGGCUCGGACGCUCUUCACCGCUGCAGAACUAUGGAGUUUAGUAGAGGAUGUGUUGCCAGCUCUGAGAAGUGAGAAGGUGAUGGUUUUCAUUCUCGAUGGAGAAUACGCUGGAGAGGAUGUGGAAACCCUGAAAGAUAAAAUACAGGCUGCAUCAGAUGAGCCACUGCCUGCAUCCUUGAGGUCAGGGGUCACCUUCCAGAGUCCUUUUACCUACAUCUUCACUUCCGGAACAACAGGUUUACCUAAAGCUGCCAUCAUCAACCAUCUGCGGGCCCACCAAAUGGCCAAUUUCAUCACCUCAUGUGGCAUACGCAGUAGUGACAUCCUGUACACUACCCUGCCUCUGUAUCACAGCUCAGGCUCUGUACUGGGGAUCUGCGGCUGCAUUAAUGUCGGUGCGACUAUUGUCCUGCGUCGCAAGUUCUCUGCCACCCACUUCUGGGACGACUGUCGGAAGUACAACGUGACGGUUAUCCAGUAUGUGGGGGAGCUACUGCGGUACCUCUGUAACGUUCCAAAGAGGAGUAACGACCGGGAACACAAAGUGCGGAUGGCAUUUGGGAAUGGUCUUCGGGCAGACGUCUGGAGAGAGUUUUUAAACCGGUUUGGAAACAUUCAGAUUUGUGAGUUUUACGGUGCAACAGAAGGGAACGUUGGCUUCAUGAACUGCACAGGCAAGAUUGGUGCUGUUGGACGCAUAAACUUCCUCCUUAAGUGGUUUUACGGUUUUCACUUGGUGAAGUACGAUGCUGUGCGGGAGGCUCCGGUGCGAGAUGCCAAUGGCCGCUGCAUUGAAGUGGCAACAGGAGAGGUUGGACUUCUCAUUUCAAAGAUCACUCCCAGGAAUCCUUUCACUGGGUAUGUGGGAAACAAGAUCCUGACUGAGAGGAAGCACUUGAGGGACGUGUUCUGUGAGGGAGACCUUUACUUCAACACCGGCGACCUGAUGCUAAUGGAUCAUGACAACUUCAUCUACUUCCAAGACCGAAUUGGGGACACAUUCAGGUGGAAAGGGGAGAACGUGGCCACCACUGAGGUGGCUGAUGUGCUGUCCGCACUGGACUUUGUCCAGAAUGUCUGUGUGUACGGAGUGACUGUGCCAGGGCAUGAGGGGAGAGCUGGCAUGGCUGCAAUCCAGCUGCGAACUGGGGCGGACUGGGAUGGAGAGCAGCUGUAUGAACACGUUGUAACCCACCUGCCAAGUUACGCUCGCCCUCGCUUCCUGAGGCAACAGGAAGCAAUAGAAACAACAGGAACAUUUAAAUACUAUAAGGUCACUCUGACAAAGGAAGGAUUUAGCCCGGUGACAGUCAAGGAUGCGCUCUUCAUCCUUGAUGACAAGAGAAAAGCUUAUGUGCCAAUGGAGGAGGAAGUCUAUCAAUCUGUCAUCAACAACCUAAUCAAACUGUAACCACAGCUGGGUCAGGGUGAACAAAGUUGGGCAACCAUCUAGAUUUUGGGUGUUCUAAUGGUUUUCAGGUUGUGCAGUGACUCUAGAUCAUCUUUUUGAUGAAAGAUGCUGUAGUCAUGAAUCAGUUUCACAGAACAAAUGGUGAAUCAAACUUUUAUGUAAUAAUGGAAAUCAAUAUUUCUGUAAAAGGUCAGGAAAAUAGAACUAAUAAAAAUAAAUUACCAGAUGUGUUUAAAAAGAUCUUUGAAAUU